Molecule: messenger RNA, 1890 nt
Organism: Rubroshorea leprosula
Lineage: Eukaryota; Viridiplantae; Streptophyta; Magnoliopsida; Malvales; Dipterocarpaceae
Source: the annotation of a GenBank genome assembly
AGUUAUUUUAACCUAACUCGAAUCAAAGCCGCGAGUCCCCGCGAAUAGAACUUGAAACUCUCUCUCCGUCUCCCCUUUUUCCAGCGAGGCAGCGGCGACGCUGAAAAAAAUUAGGGUUUGGACAAGCAACAACCGAAGCAAUUCGCUGCGUAGAUUUGCUCUCAUUCUCCAUUUCGCCACUUCGUUGCCUUGCAAGCUUUCUAUAUUAGAUACAUAAAAUGCCAAGGACAAGGGAAAAUGCUGGUUCAAGUGCAUCUGAGAAGCCUGUGGAGUCAGAAGAACAGGUGAACCUUGAUGAAGACAAUGAUCAUGAGGAGAUGAUAGAGGAAGAGGUUGAGUAUGAAGAAGUAGAGGAAGAGAUAGAAGUGGAAGAAGAAGAGGAAGAAGAAGAGGUGGAAGAGGAGGUAGAGGAGGAGGAAGAGAACACUGAGGUUGCUGAUCAUGAUGAGGAGACGGAAGUUGUGGAGAGAGAAGAAGAUGAAAAAAAGAAGCAUAUGGAGCUUCUUACGCUUCCUCCUCAUGGAUCAGAGGUCUACCUUGGUGGCAUUCCUCAUGAUGCUUCUGAAGACGAUUUGCGAAACUUUUGUGAAUCUAUAGGAGAAGUCACAGAGGUUAGGAUAAUGAAGGGAAAGGAUUCAGGUGAGGCCAAAGGUUAUGCUUUUGUGACCUUCAGAACUAAAGAGUUGGCAUCUGAGGCUAUGGAGAAGCUGAAUAAUUCUGAGCUAAAGGGGAAAAGGAUCAGAUGCUCAUCAUCUCAAGCAAAGCAUAAGUUAUUCAUUGGUAAUGUCCCUCGAAAUUGGGGGGAGGAGGAUAUGAGGAAGGUUGUUACUGGAAUUGGUCCUGGAGUUACCAUUAUUGAACUGUUGAAGGAUCCGCAGAACUCCAGCCGGAACCGGGGGUUUGCUUUCAUUGAGUAUUAUAAUCAUGCAUGUGCUGAAUACUCUAGACAGAAGAUGUCUAAUCCAGCCUUUAAGCUUGAUGAUAAUGCUCCAACUGUGAGCUGGGCUGAUCCUAGGAAUUCAGAUUCUUCUGCUUCUUCUCAGGUUAAGGCAUUGUAUAUCAAGAAUUUACCAAAAGAUAUAACUCAGGAUCGCCUGAAGGAGCUGUUUGAACAUCAUGGAAAGAUCACAAAAGUGGUCCUUCCACCUGCAAAACCAGGACAAGAAAACAGCAGAUAUGGUUUUGUACACUUUGCAGAGAGGUCAACUGCAAUGAAAGCAUUGAAGAACACUGAGAAAUAUGAAAUUGAUGGUCAAGUUUUGGAGUGUUCUCUUGCAAAGCCACAAGCGGAUCAAAAGUCUUCGGGAGGAUCUAAUUUGCAGAAGCCAUCCAUGAAUCCAACCUUCCCACCUCAACUUGGAUAUGGUUUAGUGGGAAGUGCCUUAGGAUAUGGUCAUGCAGGCUUUGGACAGCCAAUGAUCUAUGGCAGAGGACCAACUCCUGCUGGAAUGGCAAUGAUGCCAAUGCUUUUGCCUGAUGGAAGGAUUGGAUAUGUACUACAACAACCUGGAGUGCAACCUCACACCCCACCACCACAAUCUCACCGUGGCAGAGGUGCUAGUGGUAGCUCAAGUGGAGGAAGGCGCGGUGGCGGUGAUAGUAGCCGAGGACGCAGCCGGUAUAAUCCAUACUAAGUUAAUUUCUGGUAGCUUGAGUGGGUAAAGGCAUAGCGGCACUGACAGGUGAGCUUACUCGCAAUUGGUGUAAUGCAAACCUUAUAGUUUCUUAGUUUCUUUAUUUGACCACAAAUGAGAGGAACGGCAUGUAUCACAUCUUAACAAAGCAGAGUUGUUGUAAAAGUCUUAACUUUUUGGAUCUGUUUGUCAAAAGUUUUUUUUUUUUUGGUGAAAGAUCGGUUUGUCAAAAGUUGAAUGAAUGCUAUUUUGGUUU